Messenger RNA from Solea solea (common sole), 6826 nucleotides. Its product is annotated as diacylglycerol kinase zeta-like. Gene Ontology annotation, biological process: diacylglycerol metabolic process; lipid phosphorylation; intracellular signal transduction. The record is from RefSeq and is a predicted model, not a curated record. NCBI's taxonomy places the organism in Eukaryota, Metazoa, Chordata, Actinopteri, Pleuronectiformes, Soleidae. The transcript has 38 exons. Bases 277 to 4290 code for a protein of 1337 amino acids. Gene Ontology annotation, molecular function: ATP-dependent diacylglycerol kinase activity; protein binding. Gene Ontology annotation, cellular component: nucleus.
CUCUCUCUCUCUGCUCUGUUCACGGUGUCACUGUUGACCGUGGUUUAGUGCGAGGUAAAAGACGAGUGGAGGCAUGGAUGGAUAGUCCUCCUUUCUUUUUCAGCCUUUGUUAAGGAAGACUGGAAAGAUGAAGAGCUGGUGGAGGAGUAGGUGAUCAGAAGAUGCUGGACCAUCGUCGUAUAUUGAAUGAAACUCAUUUACCUUGGAUGCUAUUUCCUGGAAGCUCUUACCUGAUGCCCCAAAUCAUAUUUUGCACCCUCCAUAUUGCACUAAAUCAUGAUGGAUUUCUUCUUCUACCGCCAUUUCGGUCAUCGCCGAAAAAGACAGAAGUAUCCUGCAGUGCGUCAGCCUGGUCCUGCUGUUCAGGCCAGUAAAGCCAGGAGGCGCUCUAGUGUAGGCCUGCCCUCUGUAGCAUUAGCCCAGUCCAGACGCCCCUCCACUGCUUUAACUCCAGUUUGCAGUGACCAGCGCAGACGGCCCAGUAUUGGCUUGUUGGUGGCUAGUGGACAGAGGCUGGGAUUGGCACACUCCAGUGAGGCAGCAGAAGAACUGGGAAGAGAAGGGAGGAGAGAAGAUGGAGCCAUCAAGAGAGGAAGAAGAAGGGCUUUUCAGCACAAACCUCAUCACGCUCGUCGUUCCUCUGGCAGCGUCUCCUGUGUACAACACGGGUUGCCUGUGCGAUGUCGACAUUCUUCUAAAAUAAAAUCCAUUGAGCCUCACUUACUUGGAUCGUCUAUGUUACUUGCGAGUAUGGUCCAGAUGGGAAAAGGACUGACAGAUGAGGAAGAGGAGGAGCCAGACGUUUCCCUGUGUUCCUGUUCUGAGUCAGAUGUAGACGAAGGGACUGAUGAAGAAGUGGAGAGCAGAACCACAGCAAUGAAAGGUGCCAACAUUAGGCCUACACCUCAAAUGCACCUAACCCAGGCAGCCAUUGCGAAAAAAAAGAAAAAACGUCCUUUACUUCGCCCUCCUCGCUGUCUAAGACGAAACUCCACCCACCUCCUCCCUGCAGACACUGUGCUUCAGAGCAGUGAGACAGCAUAUGGAGUUUAUGGCCGAUACAAUCGUCUAAAUUCCAGUCAGCUUCACCAGACUUCAGAUCAUCCCAUCCCGACUUCCAUGACCAGCCCCAGCCUGGGUCAGCUGUCCUCAGCGAGUCUGAGCUCCGAUCCCGGAGCAUCUGAAACAUAUGGGACCGCCACUGGGUCAACAACACUGCAAAAAAGCUGCUCUUCACCUCUCGGGGGACACGAGGGAACCAUAUACUACGACCCUUAUCUGGACACAUGGGAGAACUUCCUCUCGAAAGCGAUCCUCAAGUCCGGCCUGCCCCCACUGCCCUGUCAACCCAGCACAUCGUCUCUGAACAGGACCGACCCAGAAGCAACUAUACGUAGCACUGUGGACUGGACUGAUUCGGCUGUGUAUGGAGAUCAUAUCUGGUUUGAGACAAAUGCAUCAGGAGAUUACUGCUAUGUGGGAGAACAACACUGCAUAGCCAGAGCUCUGCAAAAGUCGGCCAGUCGAAGGAAGUGUGCCGCUUGCAAGAUAGUUGCCCACACCAUCUGUAUAGAACAACUGGAGAAGUUUCCCAGCUCUCAGGCCAUCCUGUUGGAGGCCACGCUGCCACUCAGUGACCCCAACUUUAGAAUCAAUUUCCGGUGUAAACCUUCUUUCAGAGAGUCAGGCUCGAGGAACAUUCGGGAGCCUAUUGUGGUGCGUCAUCACUGGGUGCAUCGGAGACGGCAAGAUGGAAAAUGUAGACAGUGUGGAAAGGGCUUCCAGCAGAAGUUUAGUUUCCACAGUAAAGAGAUUGUUGCCAUCAGCUGCUCCUGGUGCAAACAGGCUUAUCACAACAAGGUUUCCUGCUUCAUGCUGCAGCAAAUUGAGGAGGCGUGUCCUAUAGGACCUCAUGCCGCCCUCAUAGUCCCGCCCACAUGGAUCAUUCGAAUCCGACGUCAUCAGUCAUCUAUGAAGUCAAGUAAGAAGAAGAAGAGAACGUCGUUUAAGAGGAAAAGCAGCAAGAAAGGAGCAGAGGAGGGACGACAAUGGAGGCCGUUUAUAAUCCGACCCAUCCCUUCACCUCUGAUGAAGCCUCUACUAGUGUUUGUCAACCCCAAAAGUGGAGGAAACCAGGGAACCAAGAUCCUGCAGUCGUUCAUGUGGUAUCUGAACCCUAGACAGGUGUUUGACCUGAGCCAAGGAGGACCAAAGGAGGGCCUGGAGCUAUAUCGUAAAGUCCACAACCUGAGGAUCCUGGCAUGUGGAGGAGAUGGCACUGUGGGCUGGAUUCUAUCUUGUCUUGAUGAGCUGGCGUUAAACCCUCAACCUCCUGUUGCUGUGUUACCACUGGGGACAGGAAAUGACCUCGCCAGGACCCUCAACUGGGGAGGGGGCUACACUGAUGAACCUCUGUCUAAAAUCCUUUCCCAUGUUGAGGACGGCACUGUGGUCCAGCUCGACAGAUGGAAUCUGCAGGUUGAACCAAACCUCAGUGCAGGGGCGGAACUGGACGAGCAGCAAACUGAUAAGCUUCCUCUAGAUGUUUUCAACAAUUACUUCAGUCUUGGAUUUGAUGCCCAUGUGACCUUGGAGUUCCAUGAAUCUCGAGAGGCCAACCCAGAGAAGUUUAACAGUCGGUUUAGAAAUAAGAUGUUCUAUGCUGGGACAGCCUUCUCAGAUUUCUUGAUGGGAAGCUCCAAAGACCUGUCUAAGCACAUCAAAGUGGUGUGUGAUGGGACAGAUUUAACAUCGAAGGUUCAGGACUUGAAGCUGCAGUGUCUGGUCUUCCUCAACAUCCCCAGGUACUGUGCGGGCACUACACCUUGGGGUAAUCCCAGCGAGCACCAUGACUUUGAACCUCAACGCCAUGAUGAUGGAUACAUCGAGGUCAUUGGAUUCACUAUGACUUCUUUGGCUACUCUCCAGGUCGGAGGUCAUGGCGAGCGGUUGAACCAGUGUCGAGAAGUCACCCUCACCACCACUAAGCCUCUCCCAGUCCAGGUGGAUGGUGAACCUUGUAGACUUGCUCCCUCUGUCAUCCAAAUCAGCCUCAGAAACCAGGCCAACAUGGUUCAGAAAACCAAACGACGGACCUCACUACCACACCUCAACGAUCAGCAGCCAGUCCCAGAGAGGCUGAGGAUCCGAGUGAGCAGGAUCAGUAUGACUGAUUAUGAGGCUCUGCACUACGACAAGGACAAACUGCGGCAAGCAUCGAUUCCUCUGGGCCUGAUUGUGGUUCCUGGCGACAGUGACUUGGAGACCUGCCGAGAACACAUCCAGCGUCUGCAGGAGGACUUCUGCUCUGUCCAUCCCCCCUUUAGAUGCUUGGGACUGCAGGAAGAGGCCAGCAAGCCAAAGAUUCUCUCCACACAGAGAUUGUCUCCAAAAUGGUGUUUCCUUGACUCUACAACAGCAGAUCGUUUCUAUAGGAUAGACAGAGCACAGGAACAUCUCAACUACGUAUCGGAAAUCUCCCAGGAAGAACUCUUCAUCCUGGACCCUGAGCUGAUCGUUUCAAUGACAGUGGGCACCUCCCCCUCACCCAGUGUUGAUGUGGCCAACCCUGACUCCAGCCAUGAAAACAGCAAGGAAGACCCUUCUAAUCAGACUCCAGACACCUUUGUUUACCCUGUUGCGUCUUCCUCCUCUUCCUCUUCAUCCUCUAUUCCCAGUUCUUCUCAGAGGCAGCGAGUGAACAGUGACAGCUCUGCAACCGAGGCCAUGACACAAGACAUACCACCAGUUACCAGCAAGCUCACCAGGGCCGGCUGCAUCCAUCGUUCCAACACUACAUCUGCGGAUUUUAAACCACGACAAAGACUGGAGAAGAGCCAGAAGAUGAGUGAAAUCGGCAGAGAGAAGGAAAAAGAGACGUUGAUCGAGUGUGUGAAGAACAAGGACCUGGAGAAACUGCAGGAACUGCACCAGAAGGGGGCGGACCUCAUGGUGCUGGACCAAUCGGACUGCAGUUUGUUGCACCAUGCCGUCAGCACAGGAAGCAAAGAGAUGGUCCGCUACAUUCUGGACAAUGCUCCAAAUGACCUGCUUGACAUCACAGAGAAAGAACACGGUGAGACGGUCCUCCAUCGCGCUGCCUCCCUGUGUCACAGGACAAUAUGUCACUACCUGGUAGAAGCAGGAGCCUCGUUGAUGAAAACAGACCUCCAGGGCGACACACCUAAGAACAGAGCGGAGAAGGCUCAGGAUGCUGAGCUGGCCGCCUACCUGGAGAACAGACAGCACUACCAGAUGAUUCAGAGAGAAGACCAGGAAACAGCUGUUUGAAACUGUGGGACUCUCCAUGAGCAGGACACAGACGAAGAAGCUGCCGUCUUCUUCCUCGUGACAGCAGGUCAUGGGGGCCACUGUGACGGGAGGAUUCCUGACAUAUGUCGUUCCUGGAAAACACAGCGUGCAGGCGGAAAGGGAAGCUGGACCAACAUGUGUUUUUAUCAUGGCAGUGAUCAGAGUGAGUGAUGGAGAACGGUAUAUGCUGAGUCUACACACAUUAGACUUUAUCUUUCAGAAGCUCAGUGAUUUAAAAAAAAAAAAAAAUAGAGUGUUUGAAGUCCAGAAAGUAGAAGCUGCUAUCUGACGUUUGUACAGAGUUAACUUGAACGCCUCGUGCUUUGAUUCUCUUUCAUCUCAAACUAAAGCCAUCAUCUGCCAUAAUAUCAAUGACACUGCCAUGUUUGUGUGGAUCAAUUGUCUCAGUAUUAGAUAUGAAGUUUAUAUAGCAGGCGUCAGUGGAAAUGUUGUACUUGGGCCUCACAAGCCUUGACAAGGUGAACAGGCCUUACUCUGCGAAUGCAACUUUUUGUUAACGGGAUUAUGGCAUGAGCUGUGUGUGUGUGUGUGUGUGUGUGUAGCGUUGCAGAAGAUGGCUGGAGUAAAGUCAACUGAACGUUCAGCAGAGAAAGGUAGAAAUCUUAGCCCAGUGACGAAAGAAACCGUCAUUUUCAGGGGACCCUGAAUUCCCACAGUAUCGGUUCAUGUAAAUCUGACCAUUUUUCUGCUUAUUGAAUUACUUCGUAAUGGACCAAAGGGCAAUUAAAUUAAAUUUUGAGUUUCAAGUGAUCUUGAAACUAUGUAAAAACGUGGGGAAUUCUCCAAAGAUUGUGUAGAUUGGCUGUUUGUGUGAAUGCAAAGGUCUGCAGAUAUUAUCCUCAAAUUCUCCUGACAUCCGUAAUCCGUAGCGAGUAAGGCUACGUUGAGAUUAACAGGCAGGAGUGACAGAUUGUUUCCAGAUGAGAUUUUUCCCCGGGCUGUGUGUACACACAAAUACGAUCCCAACAUUCAGAUUUUCAAAUCAGUGUUGUUCAGUGAAUCAUUGAAGGUACAUCUUAUCUGAAAUAUCUCCUGCUUUAAUGCUAAGCGGUCUGACAUGUUUGUUGCAUGUUUAUAUGGACAGUCAUGUUCACUGUCCUGUAAUCAAUCAGAUUUGAUUCAGAUUUGAACGAUGUAGCUUGUGAUUUGAUCGUGGCCCAAAAUGUGCAAAUAUUCUGCGUCCUGCUUGCUCAAGCCAGGCUUCACCCACUCGUCUGCAUCCUCCUGACUCAGGAAAAUCCCCUGCUGCGUUUGACGUAUAUGAACAAUCAAACUCCGGAUAAUAUCUGUACCAAAUUUGACCAAGAGUUCAUGUCUGAAAAUGGCUUUAAAGAAUGUAAUUUGCAUGUGAACUCGGCUAAGUUUCAUGGCAAAGACGCAAGUGCUGAGUUUUGUGGCGCAUUUCCAACAAAACCUGGUGAAUCAAAAGGCAUUUGAGUUAUUUAAAUUAAGCCAUCACACUUUACGAUGUACGUCAUUAGCUCUGGCGUUAGCUGCAGGCUAGUAGCUGCUGGUUUUAAGCUCUUUGUCGUUAAACAUAAAUAACAUAAAUAACGACAAAGUAAACAGAUGAAGGCAACUCAAACAAAGUCACCCGUGAAGGUAACUCUCCAGUUUCUCCACCAGUUCUUCUGUAAACGUAAUCACCAAGAGAAACACAGGCAUCAAUGACGAUGAUCAUCUUCUUCUUUUAUUAUUAUUUGAGAGCCUGGUGUGUCUACAUGGGAUUUUCUGCUGCAGCUUAAUGUCAGUCACACAUUCCAUUAAAGAAUGAUAGUUUCUGUAUUUAAAAAAAAAUAAAAUAUAUAUAUAUAUUUAUAUAUAUAUAUAUACGCAUAUAUAUCUUUGAAAAGAAUGUUUCAUCAUUCCACAAAAAAAUAAAUGCUAGUCAGUGGCAGUUUACGGUCAUUUAAACAGGUUGUCCAGCUGAGAUGUGAGCAGGAAAGCAGCAGGAAAGCAGCAGCAGCAGCAGCAGCAGCAGCAGCUGAGAAUGAGGACGUGCCCACAUCUGUGAUGAAAAGCAAACAGUGUGUGGUGAGUGAACGGACCUCCAGUCCCCUUUUUAAAGAAAAAAAAAAUAAAUAAAUCAUAUAGUAGUUGAUUUUUGUCUAAAGUUUGUACUGUACAUAUUUCCAGAACAGAGCGGUGUUUGUUAAACCAAAAUUAAGUUCACUGACUCUUCUUCUCUUGUUUUGUUUUUGCCUCUGGGUUUUAACAUUUGAGCGGUGUUGGUGUUUCCAGAUUAGUUUCACACUGACGGUAAACUCUUGCGUGUUGUGCAUUGAAUUUUUAAUUUACACUGUGGCCAAUUUAAUCUUAAUCCUGUUAUAUUCUUGUUAUUGGUGUAAAAAUAAAUGGUUUUAAUCUUCUUUUGGGCUGCCUUUAUAUAUAUAUUUUUUUUUUCUCCGUUCUGCACUUGUUUUAAUGUUCUUUGAUAUAAGUAUAAGUUGUUUUUUGAGAUGAUUAUGAAGAUAAUAAAAAUGAUUAUGUUUGA